AUGGCAGACAACGAUACCUCCCAUGGAGAUGCCGACAAGGCCUUGGCUUCGGUCGAGAAGCGCGACGUAGAGCUCUUCAGAGCACUGUUAGACAACGGAUUGGACCCAACCCAGCUCAACCUUGCUAGUGGCAACACCCUUUGGCACCACGCGGCAUCCAGCUAUGGCGGCACCUCCUUUGCUCCGGGCGGAAGCACGCCCAGAAUGCUGCAAGAACUAGCAGACAGCGGCGUCGAUUCAGCACGGGCGAAUGAUGCUGGUCGCACGCCGCUUCACGUUCUAAGCAGCGUCCGUCCGGACUUGUUCGACGAUAUAAACAUGGACCGUCCUGGUUCUUUGCUGGCUUUUGACAUCCUUCUGGAUCAGCUACGUGGUACUCGUGAAUCUGUACCGGAAAAUGUCAAUGUGUUUGAUACAGAUGGAAUCACCCUUCUCCACCUCGCCGUUGCCACAUCCGCGUAUCAGGUUCGCAGGCUACUUGCCUCGGGUGCUGACGCAGCAAGACCCGACGUCCAAGGACGGACGUCCCUUCAUGGCGCGGUGCAAGCCUGUGACGGCAACAUUGUCGGCCUGAUUCUUCAAGCCCUUGGGUCCAGGUACGAGAUGCAGCAAGUCGAAUGCAAUCUGCCUGCCAGCAGCCCAGCCAUCGCGCCUGCAAAUGCAAUCAACGCCCGAGAUGCUCAGCAGCGAACAGCUGUAUAUUAUGCUUGCCUCGCCGGCAGUCCAAGCAUAUUCAGCCUUUUGGUUGAAGCUGGGGCAGAUACGAGAUGCGCCGCGGAAGACGGUAGCUCCUCCACGAUUGAAAGUUCUUGCUGGCACGCAUUGGCAUUAUUCGGGGCUGAACGUCAAUUUUCAAGGCCGAAAGCUGGCACAAGAUCAGGAGGGUCGCCGGCGCGGCGAAUCGGCGAGAUGGUCGAGUACCUGCUUGAGACGUCGGAGCCUGCGGACAUCACCUCUAUCGACAAAGCGAUCGAGUUGGCCGAGGCUACUCAGGCAGCAUAUGUCUUGGAGACCUUGUGCCGUGCCCGCUCUACUUUUCUGACGAAACACAAGCUACAUUCGAUGCAUAGGCCGAGCCAGGAUGCCAUGGCAGCCGCAUUUCCGUCUCUGCUGCAGAGAGUAGCGGACCGUAACGAGACCGAGAAUCCGGAAAUCCCUGCCCGAAUGCGCCUUUUGAGACUGAUGGAACUCCAAGAAUAUCCCUCGGCCAAAUCAUUGCUAGCCCAAAUCGGACCUGAACUGGCUGCUCAGAGCAAUGUAGAUCUUUCUUUGAUAGUCGAUCUGCUUGCUUCGAAUGGUUUUGCGGACAUGCUUUGGCCCCUGAAAGAUGUCAUCAAGCAUCAAAUGCAGCGCAGCCACGAGUCACUGUUCUUUUCGUCUGUCGAUCAGUCAGAACCGAAUAUGAAUGUGCUCAAGAUGCUUGUGCAGAGCUUUGAGUUGGAUGUGAACGUUGCGAACUCAAAUGGGAUAGGGGUCCUCCAUCGCUUGUUUCUCAACAGUCAUGACCCGCUCGGCGAAAGCUGCAACCCUACCUGGUGGAAAUCCUCGCUCGCUCUACCAUACUUGGUCAGGCAUGGCGCCAACAUCAACAUGCGAGAUAAAGACGGACGCACGCCUCUACACCUCGCUUUGGAUCGCGUUGGGCACGUCGACUUUGACAGGAGCAUUAUCGGGAGACUCGUGGCACUAGGUGCUGAUGUCAGUGCAGCUGAUUAUAGGGGCCGGACUUGUCUCUGCAGAGCGGCAGGCAAUAUUCACUAUGCUGACAGUGGGCUGAUGCAACAUGAUUCAGGCUCUAUGGGUCUACUGACCCACAACAUCACUGUCGUGAAGCUGCUUCUCGAAGCCGGCGCGCCCAUUACACAACCCACUCUAAUCGAGGCGAUCCGGCGCAGUGACGCAGCUCUUUUGGGCCUGCUCUUGUCACUCGGGCGCGCAGACCCAAACACACGUCUCAGACAAGACCAAAAGCCACACGGCUACUGGUGGUCCGGCACAGGGUACAGUCUCGGGGGCGACGCGGAGCGGGAUCCCUGGAGAUAUAUGCCUCCCCUCGGACUCAAUGCCGUCCCAGAGCAAGUCAUGUACCCUCUGCAUUUCGCCUGUUUGCACCACAACAACAACCACGCCGUCAUUUCCAUGUUGUUGGACCAUGGUGCGGACCCCAAUGCUCGUUAUGAGAACGGCAUGACUGUAUCACACUACGUCAUGAGUCAGAGAGUCUGUUCCCCGACGAUGAAGCUCCUGCUGGCACGUUUCACCACGGAGAAUAGCAAGAAUGGACUCGAGACGCGGAACCCCUUGGGCAUGACACCACUUCUUAUUGCCUCUCACUUGGCUGGUGAGAGCUCACCCGACGAUACCAGUCACGACCCAAGCGUAUCAAUGGUCCACACUCUACUGGACCUCGGUGCCGAUCCUUGUGUGAGAGACAAUUCCGGGCUUGACAUUUUGCUCCAUCUGGGCUACGACAACAGUGAAAGCCGAGAUAUUGGUGCUGAUAAUGGUGGCGGUGAUGAAGCCGCGAGUGGAAAUGGGGGGUUGAAGGGUCUGGCCGGUCGUGUGCGAAAACUCGUGCAUGUAUGCAACUCGGCGGAUUGA
Molecule: messenger RNA, 2601 nt
Organism: Pseudogymnoascus verrucosus
Lineage: Eukaryota; Fungi; Ascomycota; Leotiomycetes; Thelebolales; Thelebolaceae
Exons: 1
Coding region: 1-2601 (866 amino acids)
Cellular component (GO): nucleus; cytoplasm
Molecular function (GO): protein binding
Source: RefSeq, a predicted model, not a curated record